Papaver somniferum (opium poppy) is the source of this 1397-nucleotide messenger RNA. RefSeq names its product golgin subfamily A member 4-like. The record is from RefSeq and is a predicted model, not a curated record. NCBI's taxonomy places the organism in Eukaryota, Viridiplantae, Streptophyta, Magnoliopsida, Ranunculales, Papaveraceae. The transcript has a single exon. Bases 64 to 1167 code for a protein of 367 amino acids.
UACACACUACUUCCACAUAUCUCACUCACUCUACAUUUCACCAAAUCUUUGGCAAGCUUAACAAUGUCGUUUUUUAGAGAUCCUGAGUUGUUUCUAACGUACGAACCAACUCAGAUUAAAUUGCUGAAAAUUUUUACAAAAUUCGGCGACCCUUUUAAGUUUGGGGCAAUAGCUCCCAUAGGAGAAGUAAUGUUCUCUGUUCAUCUCUCUUCCGGGGAUAACAAAAUGAGCGAUUUCGAUACUUUCUUCGGCUACUUGAGUAGAAACCCAAACAAGUAUGUUAAUUGUCAAGGUUUGGUGAUCAAGUGGGCUUAUAACGACGUCGAGAGAAAGAAUGUUACUCAUACAUGGUCCGCUGAGAAACUAAACUUGUCACUUUUUGGUUUACCUGCAGCUCCGGUCGACGCUUGUGCUAAUGAGAAAGAAUUAGCUGCAAAAUUGGCUGCAGACGUCGAAGAACGGAAUCAAGACAAACAAGUACUUGAAAAAAGAAUUUCCGACUUGGAAACCACAAAUGCAGCUCUCACGGAUGAAGUGAAAAAGGUGGAGAAUGAGAAAAAUGAUCUUGUCAAAAAUCUUGAUGUGGAAAAAGCUGAGAAAUUAAUUCUACAGACAACUAUUGCUAGCCUAGAAGCAAAAUAUUCCACACUCCAAGAAAAAAUAAUAAGCGACUUAAGAGUUGAAAAUUCCAAACUAGAAGGUGAAGUCGACAGGAUAAAGAAUGAGAAGAACGGUCUUAUGAAAGAUCUAGAGGAAGAGAAGGCUAAAGUGUUAAUCCAAGAGAAGAUAAUAUCCGACUUAAAGGAAGAGAAUUCUACACUUGAACGGGAAGUCGAAAGAGUAAAGAAUGAGAAGGAGGCUGUGAUGAAAGAUCUAGAGGAAGAGAAGGCUAAAGUGUUAAUCCAAGAGAAAACAAUAUCCGACUUAAAAGAAGAGAAUUCUACACUCGGAGGUGAAGUCGAAAGAUUGAAGAAUGAGAAGGAGGCUGUAAUGAAAGAUCUUGAUGGUGAAAAGUCUAAUGGGUUAGCUUUAGAAAAAACAAUUUUGGAGCUAAAAGAUGAGAUUGCUGCACUGGAAGAUAAGAACAAAGAGUUGAAUGAAGAUCUGGAUAAAUGGACACAUGAAAUAUCACAUGUUCAUAGUAAACUCUCAAGAAAAAAAACCUAAAUAUGGAGUCAAAACUAAAACAAUGUUGUAGAUCAAGAGCUUCCGAUGAGUUGUCGACGUCCUUCAAUCAUCACUAAAGAACUUGUUAUGCAGCCCGAAGACUAUUCCGGUUGGGGUCAAAAGUCACCAUCUGAAGGAAUUUAUCACCAUUCCAUGCAUUCUUUUUAUAUCAAUUCACUUUUUCAAGAAUAGUUUUUUCAUAUCGUUUAUCGAGUUCGGUUGGUUAGUUU